Molecule: messenger RNA, 288 nt
Organism: Rhizopus microsporus ATCC 52813
Lineage: Eukaryota; Fungi; Mucoromycota; Mucoromycetes; Mucorales; Rhizopodaceae
Exons: 4
Coding region: 1-288 (95 amino acids)
Source: RefSeq, a predicted model, not a curated record
AUGUCUACCGUUGAACCUUGGGCAUACCCCGACCACAAGCAAUUCGAACGCGUCCCUUCUUUGAGCGAAGUUGACAAGACUGACCGCAAAGCUGUUUACGCCGCUCGUAAUCAAAAGAUCCGUGAUGAUUGGGUUAAAGCUAUGGAAGCCCGUAUUAUUAAAGAAAAGUUAGAUGAAUGUUAUAGAACUGAAGGUGUCAACCACUAUCAAAGUUGCCGUCACUUGGCUGAUAUGUAUUUUGAAGCAUUAAAGACAAACAAGGUUGAGGGAUUCCGUAAACACACAUAA